CCAAACGUGAGGUGGCGCCAGUGAGUAGUCAGUCCUGGAACGCCGCGCUGUGUCUGGUUGUGCUGCAAGUAAGUCGCUCCGCACAGAAGAGGACAAAGAGCUGCAAUGGACGGUGAUGUUGCAGUUGGUGUGAAGAGAGGCUCAGAUGAGCUCAGCAUGUACGGCAGCAGCCCAAACACUCUGACUGCAAACGGCAGUGACACUAAGAAACAGCGUCUGGACGAGUCGCCCCCGUCCAGAGUUCUCCACAUCAGGAAACUCCCCAACGAAGUAUCGGAGACAGAAGUCAUUGCACUGGGUCUGCCCUUUGGGAAGGUUACCAACAUACUCAUGUUGAAGGGCAAAAACCAGGCAUUUCUGGAGCUCAGUACAGAGGAAGCUGCCAUCACCAUGGUGAACUACUACUCAGCUGUUACACCUCAGGUCAGAAAUAGUCCCAUCUUCAUCCAGUACUCCAACCAUAAGGAACUGAAGACCGACUCUGCUCUAAACCAGAGAGCCCAGGCAGUACUGCAGGCUGUCUCUGCAGUGCAGGAUGGAAGUUCUCCAUCAUCCGACCCUGGCAUUCUGGACCUCACUCCACCUCCCAGCCCCGUGCUGCGUAUUAUAAUCGACAACAUGUUUUAUCCCGUCACUCUGGAUGUUCUGCAACAGAUAUUCAGUAAGUUUGGGACUGUAAUGAAGAUCAUCACCUUCACCAAGAACAACCAGUUCCAAGCACUUCUGCAGUUCAGUGACCCCACCAACGCUCAGCAGGCUAAAGUGUCUCUAGAUGGACAGAACAUAUAUAAUUCAUGCUGCACUCUGAGGAUCGAUUUCAGCAAGCUGGUGAAUCUUAACGUCAAGUACAACAAUGACAAGAGUCGAGACUACACCCGGCCUGAUCUGCCUACUGGAGAUGGAGAGUCCAACAAGGAUCAUUCAUUAUUGGGUACUCCAUCUGGAGCGCUGGCCUCGUACUCCAGUGCAGCAGGUUAUUCCUCAUCUCUCUCCCUCUCGCAGGGAGCAGGCGCCAUCAGUCCUCUGAGCGCCGCCGCCGCCGCAGCAGCCGCCGCAGGCCGUGUUGCUCUGUCAGGGUCCGGAGUGUCAGGAGUCCUGUUGGCGUCCAACCUGAACGAAGAGAUGGUCACGCCUCAAAGUCUCUUUACCCUCUUCGGCGUCUAUGGUGACGUGCAGCGGGUGAAGAUCCUCUACAACAAGAAGGACAGCGCCCUCAUCCAGCUGUCAGACGGCAACCAGGCUCAGCUGGCCAUGAGCCACCUGAAUGGUCAGAAGGUGUUUGGGAAGGUGAUGAGAGUGACUCUGUCCAAGCACCAAACUGUGGCUUUGCCCCGAGAAGGACUUGACGACCAGCUCCUGACUAAAGAUUUUUCUGGUUCCCCCCUGCAUCGCUUUAAGAAACCAGGCUCCAAAAACUUCCAGAACAUCUUUCCUCCUUCUGCGACACUUCAUCUCUCCAACAUCCGCGAGGGCAUCGGAGAAGAAGACCUGCGUCUCCUGUUCUCCAACAGCGAAGGUUCCGUCAAGGCCUUCAAGUUCUUUCAGGAUCGCAAGAUGGCUCUGAUCCAGAUGUCGUCAGUGGAGGAGGCCAUCCAGGUGCUCAUAGAUCUUCAUAACUACGACAUGGGCGGCAACCACCACCUCAAAGUCUCCUUCUCCAAGUCCACCAUCUAAAGCCAGCGUGCUCCCAGCCUCUGGUCAAAGACCUUUUGCUGAGCAGUGCCAUGUUGCAGUACUUGGGUUGUGUGUGUCAUAACACUUCGGCACUUGGCGGUCACUCCAGCAGCACUGAGAGCGGACUGAGCCCAACCACCUGGAGGUAAUGUCGCAGUUUUCAACGCCAGCAAAGAAAUGGACUUUAAAAAAAACAAACUCCGACAUAAGUAAAGUUAAGCUCCACUUUUCCAGAAAAUGCGCUAACUUUCUGCUAAAUUACAUUGGCUUUGCUAUUAUGCUACUAAUUAGCCAUUUUACAUGGCGAGUUCAACUUCUCCAAAUUUGAUCAAAACAAUUUACGAUCAAACAAGUACAAUACUUACAGUGCUAACACUUUGUAGGGUGCAUGAGUGCACUAGAUUGCAGAGACUGAACUGAGGAGUCAACACACAUAAAGUACACACUACUGAUUAGUCAACACACAUAAAGUACACACUACUGAUUAGUCAACACACAUAAAGUACACACUACUGCCAUCUAGUGUCUUUGACACUGUAAAUAUAACAACUGGACCACAGUUAUUAUACCCAGCUCAUUUGUAAUAUGUUUUAUUAUCAGACAAUGGUGUAUGGUGUGAAUGAUUGAUGGGUUCAGAAAAACAUGUAAAGCGACUUUGGGUACUUAGAAAAGCGCUAUAUAAAUCCCAGGUAUUAUUAUUAUGAUUAUUAUUUACACGUACUGAAGAUACAGGAAUCCAUUCCCAGGUACCGUAAUUAUUACUAUCCAUAUUUCCGGAGUGUAAAUGUAACACAAAGUGGUGACAAUAAUUCAUCACAUUAAGUGCAUGACGCAGUAAGUGGAGUGAUGCGGACACGUUUGUUACUGGAUACUUUGAAAUACACUCCUGCCUUGGGAGGCGUUGCAUGUGCACGUAGUAUGCAAGUCAUUGUUUGACACGUGCUUAGCUGUUGUGUAGCCGCUAGUGAUCACUUCCUGCCAGUGCAACCAACCUUGCUACCAUACUUUAUUAUCCAACACAUUUUUGUUAUUGACCUCUGUGACGUGACAUUUACCUAACUCAUCAUCAUCAUCAUCAUCAUCGUCAUCGUCAGUGCACAAAAUGAAACCAAACACUUUUGGCUUCUUUAGAAUCACCGCAACUCUGCAGAAGUGGCUAAAUAAAAAAGUGUCCAUGUUGGUGUGGACAUGACCCGGGUGUGUUGUGACCUCCCAUGUUGGUGUGGACAUGACCCGGGUGUGUUGUGACCUCCCAUGUUGGUGUGGACAUGACCCGGGUGUGUUGUGACCUCCCAUGUUGGUGUGGACAUGACCCGGGUGUGUGUCCACCUCCCAUGUUGGUGUGGACAUGACCCGGGUGUGUUGUGACCUCCCAUGUUGGUGUGGACAUGACCCGGGUGUGUUGUGACCUCCCAUGUUGGUGUGGACAUGACCCGGGUGUGUUGUGACCUCCCAUGUUGGUGUGGACAUGACCCGGGUGUGUGUCCACCUCCCAUGUUGGUG
Entelurus aequoreus (snake pipefish) is the source of this 3177-nucleotide messenger RNA. It is a transcript of the gene ptbp2b, whose product is annotated as polypyrimidine tract binding protein 2b. Gene Ontology annotation, cellular component: nucleus. Gene Ontology annotation, biological process: mRNA processing; regulation of RNA splicing. The coding region runs from base 106 to 1674 and encodes 522 amino acids. NCBI's taxonomy places the organism in Eukaryota, Metazoa, Chordata, Actinopteri, Syngnathiformes, Syngnathidae. Gene Ontology annotation, molecular function: mRNA binding. The transcript is spliced from 18 exons. The record is from RefSeq and is a predicted model, not a curated record.